AUGGCACUCCACUACGGUAGUUGGGAGGAUGAGUUGCAGGGACAGUUCUCGCUUUUAUCCGCGACUUCGUUUGAGGUCAAAGAAGAAAGGGAGCAAUGGGAGUACACACAUGGAAGCUCAAACACGGGGAUACUAGACUUGAGUGACGAAGUCUUUAUUCUCAUCCUACGACGGCUGGAUCCCACGUCUCUUUUGAGAGUUGGGAGCACCUGCCGAACCCUGUUUCGAGUUUGUUCCUGCAACUCACUGUGGACAAGACACUUCCAGGUAAUGUAAAAAUGUAUAUUGAAUUAGUAGUAUUAGACUUAGUAUUUUGAGAUAGACCCGACAUUUGCUGAUCCUCUUGUGAAUGAAUAAAGUUGUUAGGUUAUGCAUUGCACCAACAAACUUACAGAUUGUUACACGAGAAUAUGAUUUAACCAAGAUGUUUUGUAUAUAUUACUGGCAGUUACAGGAUGGGUACUAUUUGGUGUAGUACAGAGAAUUUUCGACCAACUUUAGCGAUACUGCCUUUGCCCUCGAUUCGUGGAAAGAGUAUCCAUGUCGUGUCCACUUGCAGUGGGUCCGUUUGAAUGUAGAAAAUGCUCAAUUAAAAAUACUCAUUUUUUGCUCCAUGAAGUAAUCCAACAAUGAAUGUGUAUGUUGCGAUCUUGUCUUUUUCAUUUCCUCAUUGAAAGAGACUGGUGGGUGUCUAGACCAAUAUCGGACCAAAGGCCUUUACCGUUACUUAUAGUCCAAGGCCCAUACAUAUUCUGUUUAAAGGCGGAAUUGGCUCUGGAAGCCAAAACAGUCAAAUACUCAAGCUGAACGUGACUCGAUUCUCAAUUGCUGUACAGUUCCGGAAACAUAAAUCCUAUCUACUUUUUUAAAUCACAUUUAAAAUAAUUUCAGAUGCAAAAUGCACACUUACAGUACACUGUUUUAAGCUGCAGCUGACAGUAUUUUUCAGUGACAACACGUUUGUGGGGUCGUACUAAUUAGCCAUCUGCGUCGAUUUGGAGAAACAGAUGGCUAAUUAGCACAGGUAGGCUGUUUUCUGUAGACAUGCUCUGUAACAUGGGAAUAUGGCGUUGUGGGAACCCUAACCCUAUAAAGGUGUAUCAAUUGAACCAUUUUGUUUUUGAAAAUGAUUUCUCACAGAUAUGAAAGAUGAGGUUCUUAUGCUUCCAAAACCUUACCGCAAGCCAUGCCUGUUAAUAUUCAGACCCAGCGUCAGGGCUCUUAAAGCUGCAAAUUGUAACUAUAUGUGUGACUGACAAAUUCUUAUAGAAAUGUCAAUCUGUUUUUCUCAAUAAAAGCAAGUAUAAGAAGUGGUAGAUCUAUUCUAUUUGUGGCAUUUUUUAUAUGCUUUCCAUUAAGUUUAGUUUGUCUUAGUUUCAGUUUUGUACACCAGUUUAAACUACAAUAUCUUUGGUUAUGGAAAAGAGAUUUCACAGCGGUUUAGAUGGCACAAUGAUUCGCUACACUAUCUUGCUGCUUGUUUUGUCACAAACUGAAAUUAAGCAGACUUGGAAUUUCAUCAACCAGGAAACAUAGUGCAUCUUUAACAAAACUCCCCUGUACAGAAGACCCCUCCAUCCAAUGACUUAUGUGUAAUGUAAUGGAACUGAGUCAUGAUCAAGUGCUAGUGGGUGUCCACCCCAAGGUGCUGCAUGUCAUAAUGACAAAAACCUUUCUCGAUCAAUGAGAAGAUUUGAAAUGGACAAGAUGGCGGCGUACACAUUGUUGGAUUACUUCAUGGAGUAAAACAAAAUCUAUUAAAAAACGUUCAUUUUCUCAAUUCAAACUGACCCCCUGCAACUGGAAAGACAUUUUGAGAUGUGUUUCCAUGAAUUGAGGAUGAAGACUGUAUCGCUGAGGUUGGUCAAAUUCUGUGUUACACCAAACCGUACUGAUUCUGUAACUCCUAGUAAUGGAUACCAAACAUCUUUGGUUAAAUCACAUUAUCUGGUGUAACAAUCUGUAGCUAGCAUUGCACGUUCACUUGUAGGCUUUUUCAUCUCUCUACGCAGACCUCAUUUGGAGUCCCGUUUGCCACCGCCACCUGCUCCAUCUCUGCCAAGAGUGUCUUCCGUUUGAUCUUCAUGUGGCGAACUCUCUUCAGAAACCUGCACUGUAACCGGUCUCUUCAGGAGAAGCUCUUUGCAGAGAUCCCAUUCCCACCACACAAGUACUGGGUCCAGUGGCUGGUUCUGGAAGAGAAUGUUCCUCUGCCCUCAGUGAGACUGCCCUGCACCGACAUAGAGAGCUUAUGGGGAAUUGAGAAGGAAGUGUUGGAAGGUAAAGUCCAAGGUGAGUUCAUUUAUUUUAGCAGUUUGGCUCCUAGGCAUUGCCACCCCUUAAUAUUAAAACAUGUGCACCUGCCACUUCUCGUGAAGAUAGUCAUGCAGAUGCGGGCAGUACAGGAGCAUCAUGGCAAAAACUGGCCAAUAGUCUUCCCCCAGACCAUCAGGCUGCUGAAUAGCCACCACUAGUCAGCUACCUGCUCACACUGUACCCCUCCUGCACCACUGGACUUCUCUCCCCCCCCCCCCCCCCCCCCCAGUGGUCAUUUAACAUGUUACAGUUGUAAAUGUGUAUUUUUGUUUCAUUCUUCCCUUUAACCUGCACUUUUGGAGCUCGGCGCUUAACCUCUUCACUGUAGCCUGCAUUUACAUCUGCAACCCUGUGCGUGUGACUGAACUCUAAAUCUGAAAAAGUUUGUCAGGUAGUGGAGGAAUGUUGUUCACUUGAAUAUUGAAACGGUUUUGUUCUUUGGCAGACAAAGAUGAUGAUGAUGAUGAUGCGGGCAGAAUGCUGAAGUUUGAAUGGAAGGAGCUGUAUGCCUUGGCUCUUGAGCAUCAUGGAAGCAUUGCCAAGCUUUUCCAGCAUGUUCUCAACCAACAGAGCAAUGGUAGGUCAUAUGGGGCAUACCAUCUUUAGCUUGGUACUUUUUGUUCAGUCCAUAUGCUGUUAAUUGGCUAAAGGUGGGGUAUUUUUGCUGGGAUCAAUUUUAAGAUGUGUCUGCUUUCUACAGCCAGUUAUGAAUUGUAAUUAAUCUCUUGACUGUGACCGCAAUGGAAUUCAAAGGUGGUAAUGUCCUUUAUUGCCUUCUAAGAGCCUGCUGCCAUUUGUUAUUCAGAUGGACUUUUUGGCAGUGCAGAUGAAGGCUCCUGACUGUUGUGCUGUAUUACUGGCCAACUUAUUUGUGAAUUCUGGCCAAAAACAUGGCUGUCCCAAUGGGUAAAGAAAAUGUUUAGUAAUUUUUUUUUAAGUUGACACCACACCUAUAAGCGAUGACUUUAUUUCAUCUUCAAAACAGAGCUCUGCUCUUACUCAUCAUACUCAGUCUCUUGAAUGUUGUACUGGGAAGCACAAAAUUGCCAUUUUACUCUGGAAAACCUUUGAGCUGUAUCCCCUUGCUGGAUUUUGGUUUAUUACAGAAACUGUCUGUUUUAUGAUGGAAGACAUCAAGGUAAAAAAGCGUCUCAAUUUAUUUUGCUCUGCUGAGCCGCUUCAAAGUGUUUUUAUCAGCUGGUGAUAUGGGGAGCGGAAACUAGACGCAUAGUUUGUCUGACCUGUCACCCUCCGGAUUAUGAGUAAUGUUUUACCCUCUGGACUGAAGCACUAGCCCUGCCUGUCAUAUACCAUCUGAAACCAACAGCCUAGUCCAAUAGGCAGGGCAAUGUUUAGGGCAGCUAAUGGCCUACAGGCCUUACUUGUAUUUAUAUGUUCAAUUUAAUGAUCCCAAAAUAAUUACACAAACUCUAAAUUACUUUGUGGCAGACAGGCAUCGAUCUGUCCAUCGAUAAAUGAGUCCUGUUUUCCCUGUAGCUUUUAGACUCAGCUGGCUUUAGAUGGGGACUGUUGUGAUGGCCAUUUAUUGGAACAUAAAUGCAAUUUUACAUUUGACAUGCAGAGCAUCCACUUGUGCUAAAGGUUUCUACCCUGAUGCAGACUUCUCUCCCCUCUCCUACCCUACCAGACCACUGUGAGCUGGAGGCCAUGUUCAGUCAGUACAGCCAGUGUCGGUUCCAGUGGCUCUUCACCUAUUGGUUGUUCCGCCAGCCAGCGCCCUUUGACAGGCAGCUCAGGGCCAUCUACCUGCAGUGGCGGAAGCACAACAAGAGGAAGGUGGCGUCCUGGGGAGGCACGUUGUGUGACAUCAGGUACCUGGCCUCAUUGCACCACAUCACCACCGACUACUGGAGGGGCAAGCUGGCCCGUGGUGACGAGACUGUGGGUAAGUAGCAGAUGUUGCUCCUCACCCUAUAAUUUUAUUCUGCUGUGUUAAUGUUAUGCACAGUCAUGACACACUCUUAUUUGGAGUGGAUCAAAUCUUUAGUUUUUUUCUGGAUUUGUUUUAGAACGGUGCCCCCUCAGGUCAUAAAUAUACUUCGCUCAUGUUAUAUUCAUUUUCUAUGCCCCAAGAAUAUCAUACCACCUUGUCUUAUGACUGUUAAUGAUAUAAUGUAUUUAUACAUUAAUUGGACCAGUGAGUAUAGGGCAAUGAAUAAGCCUCGCCAUGCACAGAGGCUCUUCUAUGUCGCGUUACCCUGUGGUGCUCCGUUGUCUGUUGUACUUUGACAGGUCUUGUACAAAGCCUCCCGUGAUCAAAUGGCUCAGCAUGGAGCUCUCACGGCUGUUGGCUUUCAUGUCAAGUAUCUAUUCUCCUUCCUCCCAGGAAUUCAGACUGUGGACAACUAUUUCUCCAUGUGUAAGUCACUGGUGGCCUGGAUUUUAGGGCGUGACUGGGGCAGAUUGAAACGCAAGAAGGUAUGUUAAAGGAGCUUUUUUCUGUAUGACCUUAAAUGACUUGGUGUCAGGCAAAAUGAGUGUAGUGUACCUACCAACACGAGGGCUCAAGCUGUGUUUUUGCCCACAGCAUUUGUAGCACCAUGCUGAAAAAAGUCAUAGGUGAGACGCCUUCAGACUGCUUGUAUACAAAUGACAUCUUGCCAUCUAUUCAGUGGUGUCUUUAGUAUUCCAUCAGUGCAUCUCCUUCCAUUAAGAAUCUCCAGAGCAUUAGCUCUGUGCUGGUGAUUUCACAAGUCACAGAUUGAACAGGCAGCAGGAAGCUCCCAAUCUCAUGUAAUGGGCUGCUAAAUGAAUUAUAGACCUAUCAGUGCAUGUCCCACUCAAUUACACUUCAUGUGUGAAUACAGUUGAGCUGCAAGAAUGUACUCCAUAGCCAGCAAUACAGUCAAGGACAGUGUUACCAAGAAAAUAGAAAACAACAGAUUGGCACGUAAACAGUUUAUGGAAGCAAUUAUGACUGGGAUUAUUUGCUCAUCUGGUUUACUUAAUGUAUAGAAAUGGAAAACCACUUGUGAAAUGUAGACUCAGCGACAUGACGUUGCCACGAGCAGCACCGCAGAUGUUGAGAUGAGCGAGAUGCAAGAUGUUGCUCUGUCACACAGUAUUUGCGCAUGUGCACGGUUUCGCUUCACGCUGUUACAGCGUGGUAGCCACGGAAGUUGAGCCUCAAGCUUCAAUGUUCUUAGUAGUUGCAGAAUUUACACUAUGCUGUUUACGUUCUGCAUCGGUCAUAUCGCUAAGUCUACCUUAACUUUUGCAUGACCGUAGCCUCAAUGACAUCCGUUCAGAUCAUCAAAGCUGGUUUCAACUCCCCUGGUCCAUAAUCCCUUCAUAAUGACUUAACUUUUUUGAUUAGCCUGUUGUAUUGAGUUGUUACUGUGUUACCUGCUCAGUGUACUUGUAUACUUUGAAACGUUAGUAUUUUAUUAGUCUCUCUCUAUGAAAUGUUAUGUGCGGCUAUUUUGACAUUUCUCUUGAAAUAGAUUUUUAAUCUCAAUGAGACUAACCUGGUAAAAUAAAGAAAUACAGACGUGGACACCCCUUCAAAUUAGUGGUUUCGGCUAUUUCAGCCACACCCGUUGCUGACAGGUGUAUAAAAUUGAGUACACAGCCAUGCAAUCUCCAUCGACAAACACUGGAAGUAGAAUGGUCUUACUCAAGAGCUCAGUGAUUUUCAACGCGGCACCGUUCUAGGAGUGGUGUAAAGCUCGCCGCCAUUGGACUCUGGAGCAGUGGAAAUGCGUUCUGGAGUGAUUCAUCACACUUCACCAUCUGGUGGUCCGACAGACUAAUCUGGGUUUGGUGGAUGCCAGGAGAACGCUACCUGCCCGACUGCGUAGUGCCAACUGUAACCUUUGGUGGCGGAAUAAUGGUCUGGGGCUGUUUUUCAUGGUUCGGGCUAGGCCCCUUAGUUCCAGUGACAGGAAAUCUUAAUGCUACAGCAUACAAUGAUGUUCUAGAUGAUUCUGUGCUUCUGCACAGAGCCUUGACCUCAACCCAAUCGAACACCUUUGGGAUGAAUUGGAACGCCGACUGCGAGCCAGGCCUAAUCGCCCAACAUCAGUGCCCAACCUCUAAUGCUCUUGUGACUGAAUGGAAGCAAGUUCCUGCUGCAAUGUUCCAACAUCUAGUGGAAAGCUUUCCCAGAAGAGUGGAGGCUGUUAUAGCAGCAAAGGGGGGGGGGGGGGGGGACCAACUCUAAUAUUAAUGGCCAUGAUUUUGGAAUGAAAUGUUUGAUGUCCACAUACUUUUGGUUUGGUCAUGUAGUGUUUUAUUUUCGCUAUUCAGCUUUUAGCUGAACUAAAACGUAAGAUGUAGUGUUUGAUGCUCCUAAGUGUUACUGUAUGUGGUGACUGAGUUCAGGUGUAUGAGGACACACUGGAGGGUGUGUACCUGCUGCUGAGGAGGGAGAUGCAGGAGACCCUGGUGGAGCAUGAGAGGUUCUGGCAGGUGGCCAAGGUCCAGAUGACCCGAGUGUGCACCUUGGAGGAGACUGCCGCGAACUACGUCAACUGGAAGAUGAUUGAGACACUGCCCUACUACAAGUAUGUUUCUGUGUUCCAAAGUUUGGGACUCGUAAUCAGGAUUUCAGAUGCUUAUUGAGGGAAUAUGGGAUUACUGGUUGGGUUUGGAAGAAAACUGUUAGCUAGAAAAGCCUCUUGACCUCUUAGCAGUCACUGCUUGACUUCAAUAACCGUCCCAUUUUCAAAAAGUGUCCUUUGGUUUGGCUCAUAUCCUGGGCUACCUGAUGAGAAUUCGGCCCAUAAGACUGUUGCGUGUGAUUAGCUAUAAAGUGAUUAUAUUCUACUAUUAAAAAGUGAGAGUUGCGCUACUUGAGGGGCGUGCUGCUGGUAUGCUCUUUGACAGGGCUUUGAAGCCUGGGUGAAAAAGUGUUGAGUAUCGGGGCCCUGGUGGUAGCUUCAAACACAGCGCCCGCAGCGCAGCACCCAGCGCUAGCCACUGUCAGUCGAUGAUGUUUGAACUUAAAGACCGCUCAUCCCCUCGACCUAUACAGUGAAGUUCAUCAGAAGCACUCAAACCCAGAGAUGAAUGACAUUUUUCCAAAUUGUGUUUUUCCCCUGCCUUAAGGGGAGAGGAGCUGAAAGAAAGCCCUGACUGGCUGCAGGACUGAAUUUAAUGACUGCUUGAGAAUAAAAAGCCUUUCACAAUGGUAUUAUCAAUGUAAUAUUUAAAAUGCCCUUAGUAUUCAGAGCAUCUAUCCUGGCUGGGUGAGUCACUUAAUAUUCUGAUAAUCCACAUUGACACUUUGGCAAGAUAGGUUGUUAGCAUAACGUGAGCUCUCUGAAAGUUACUUUGGCCACAGCACUUUCCUCCUCCAUCACAGUAGACAUCCCUAGAGAUUUGGGUCUUGAAUAUAAUGAACAGUUUCUUCUAAGAGAUGACAAAUCGCCUUCAUGGUGUUAUCCAUUUUAUUUUUUACUCUGUAUUCUUGCACAUGCUAUUCUCCAGUCCCUAUGUGGUUUGAUAAUGUGAAAUGUGUCCCUGCGUCUAAAAGAAUGAUGUGCAUAUUAGCGAUUGGCUCAAAGAAACUGAAAAUACUCUUUCCUUGCUACUCCAAAGGGUCUCAAUACGGGGCCACCCACCUGUUCAUAUCUGCAUUUUCUGUGUUUUGUUUCACUCUAAUUUCUUUUUGUAUCAGGAACAUCUGGAAUGUAUUAUCUGUCAUUCUUUAAUAUGCAUUCAUUUUAGCGAGAUUGCCAUUAGAACUGGCUGAAGUGUAACUCUCUGGCCAUCCCUCAGGCUGUACAUGGUGUCAGGCAAUGUGGUGUACCUGGACCACGUGCAGGGCUUCCUCCACAGGAAGAGGCUGGUCCAGGACUGGAUCUUCAUGAAGGAGAACACCUGGGUCAGACAGCUGCUGCCUGGUGACCUCUACCCUCUGCUGGAGUUUGACACCAAGCUCUCCCAAGGUAUAGUAGGACCUCUGUUCUCCUGUAUAUAUCCACCCUAUCAGCCACAAGGUUGUUCUCCAGUAGACAGUGUACAGAACAUUAGGAACCUUCCAAAUAUUGAGUUGCACCCCCUUUUGCCCUCAGAACAGCCUCAAUUCGUUGGGACAUGGACUCUACAAGGUGUUGAAAGCGUUCCACAGGGAUGCUAGCCCAUGUUGACUCAAUGUUUCCUACAGUUGUGUCAAGUUGGCUGGGUGUCCUUUGGGUGGUGGACCAUUCUUGAUACACACAGGAAACUGUUGAGCGUGGAAACCCAGCAGCAUUGCAGUUCUUGACACAAACCGGUGCGCCUGGCACCUACUGCCAUACCCCAUUCAAAGGCUCUUAAAUAUGUUUUGUCUUGCCCUUUCACCCUCUGAAUGGCAUACAUACACAAACAUAUCAUCUUUAACCUGUCACUUUCACCUGGUCAGUCUGUCAUGGCAGGUGUCCAUAAUAUUUUGUACACUGUAUACUCCCCCACCACCCAAUCAGCUACAGAAGGUUGUGUUUUCCAGUACACCCACCCCAUCAGCCACAAAAGGUUGUCUCUGAAGACUCCAAUGCUUAAAUUUCCCUCUUUCUAUUGAGUUUUUCAAAGCUGUCCUUUCUCAUUUAGUUUCUUACUAUACUGAACAAAAAUAUCAAUGCAACGAUUUUACGGAGUUACAGUUCAUAUAAGGAAAUUAGUCAAUUGAAACAAAUUCAUUAGGGCCUAAUCUACGGAUUUCACAUGACUGGGCAGGGAUGCAGCAUGGGUCAUGGGUCACCAGCCAAUCGGAAUGAGUUUCUCCCAACAAAAGGGCUUUAUUACAGACAUAAAUACUCAGUUUCAUCAGCUGUCUGGGUGGCUGGUCUCGGAUGAUCCCGCAGGUGAAGAAGCCCAAUGUGGAGAUCCUGGGCUGGCGUGGUUACCCGUGGUCUGCGGUUGUGAGGCCGGUCGGAUGUACUGCCAAAUUCUCUAAAACUACAUUUGGCGGCGUCUUAUGGGAGAGAAAUGAACAUUACAUUCUCUGGCAACAGCUCUGAUGGACAUUCCUGCAGUCAGCAUGCCAAUUGCACACUCCCUCAACUUGAGACAUCUGUGGCAUUGUUGUGUGACAAAUCCACAAAUUUUAGUGGCCUUUUAUUGUCCCCAGCACAAGGUGCACCUGUGUAAUGAUCAUGCUUCUUGAUAUGCCACACCUGUCAGGUGGAUGGAUUAUUUUGGCAAAUGAGAAAUGCUCACUAACAGGGAUUUAAACACAUUUGUGCACGAUUUUAGAGAAAUAAGCUUUUGUGCGUCUGGAAUUUCUGGGGUCUUAAUUUUAGCUCAUGAAACAUGGGACCAACACUUUUUACAUGGGUUUUUUUAUAUUUUUGUUCAGUAUAGUUUAACUUUGUAGCGUUGAGGUAGAUUUUUCAGCCUUUAAGGGCUCUAUUCAAUCUGCAUCGGAAGUUCAGGUUUACAGCCCGAUUUGCCUUUUACAUUUCAAUGUUCCCACUUUAGCGGAGACUACGUUCACGUUAAACGCUGCGUAUGUCGGCACCAUCUGAAAUGACCUUUACAUUUCUAUCGCUGAAUCUUUAAUGCUUCAGCUUUACAGAUUGAAUAGAGCCCUACCAUGAUAUUGAUCGUAAUCAGUAUUUGAUUGCGACAAAACAAAUGUUAUUGGGUGGUAUGCAUUCCUCCUACUGUACAACGGGAGGAAAUCCCCUCCAGGGUGGGAGGUAUUGAAUGCAAGUGGUUUUACAUCAUUUACCCUGGGCUGUGCUACAGCCAUCCAUCAUUGGAUCCCGAGUGGCGCAGCGGUCUAAGACACUGCAUCUCAGUGCUUGAGGCGUCACUACAGACCCCCUGGUUCGAUUCCAGGCUGUAUCACAACCGGCCGUGAUUGGCAGUCCUAUAGGGCGGCGCACAAUUGGCCCAGCGUCGUCCGGGUUUGGCCGGUGUAGGCGAUCAUUGUAAAUAAGAAUUUGUUCUUAACUGACUUGCCUAGUUAAAUAAAGGUAAAAUAAAUAAAUUGGCCCUGGCCAUGAGGUUGUCAACCCUGUAAAAUGCCUUAAUUAGGAUUUAGUACCUUGGCCUGCCCAUGGCAGACUGACCCAUGGUCCUGAUGAUCAUAGAUGGACACAACCAAAGAGGCCAUUUGUCUUGUUUACAAGCUUCAAAUAAUGGCUUUUCAGGUCUGUUCCUUCUGCUGCACCUGUAGUGCUUCCAAUACACACAGUAUGUGUUCCUAGGAGGGUUUCCUGUAGUGGAUGGCUACACAAAUGCUUUUUUUUUUUCUUAUACACAGGCACACAAAGGUGUGGAUCUGCCAAUAUUGUCCUGGUUUGGUUGGAAGAUGUGGUGUUUGCAUGGCAUUCAGUACGGUUGAUGUGGUUUGUGGGGCUAUUAUGUUUCUGAGGGUAUAGUUUGAUCUUCACUGUUGUGAUGUGGUCUACUGAUAUGUUGCGGGGCUAUUGUCUGACCGUGUCUCCCUUUACAGACAGCCUGCAUGGCGACUCCAUGCCAGCCCAGCUGAGCAGGGUGAUCUGGCUAUACCUCCACUCUGGACAGCCGCUCUACCUGGAGGCAGUGAAAGGCCUGGUGCUGCAAUGUGCUCAGGCCAGUCUGGGCCACUUCUGCAGCCUCUCCCCUGGCCUCUCCAUACAGCCCCAUGUCAGCUAG
Messenger RNA from Coregonus sp. 'balchen', 10902 nucleotides. Lineage: Eukaryota; Metazoa; Chordata; Actinopteri; Salmoniformes; Salmonidae. The record is from the annotation of a GenBank genome assembly.